AUGGCGGACAAUGGAGAGAACAAUGCACCACAUCCAGAUCCGGUAGUCCAACAACUCCAGCUAGAUAUUGCAGAUCUGGUGAGACAGUUAAAGGAAAAAGAUGAACAACAAGUUGUAUUGCCAGUGCAAAACAUGUACGCUUACAGAGAAGUGGAGAACCCGCCAAUUGGCAAUGAUGGAAUCGAUGCCAAUCAUUUUGAGCUCAAGCCAGGAUUGCUUAAUAUGGCUGAGGCUAAUGCUUUUGGGGGGAAGGCCAAUGAAGAUCCCAACAAGCAUCUCACCAAGUUUAUUCAGAUAUGUAACACGGUGAAGCUUAAUGGGGUGAGAGAUGAACAAAUCAGAUUAAGGCUAUUCUCAUUUUCCUUGAGAGAUGAUGCUAGAGAUUGGUACGAUAACAUGGGACCAGGAUCAGUUAGAACGUGGAAUGCCAUGGUAGAAUUAUUUUUGGAGAAGUACUUCCCACCCAGCGAAGUUCUAAAAAGGCAAGCUGAGAUAAUUCAGUUCCAGAUGAAGCCUCAUGAGACAAUUCGAGAAGCAUGGGCCAGAUUUAAGACACUGUUGAAGAGAUGCCCCAAGCAUGGUUUAAGUCCGGGACAUCAAGUCAUAACUUUUUACAGAGGGUGUACUUCAGACGCAAUGCGUGAACUGAAUUGGAGCGCAGGAGGAGCAAUCCUUCAAUUAGGAGAGAAUGAUGCCAUGCAAGUAAUUGAGCGAGUAGCCUCCACUGAUGAAGGAUGGAAUAAUGAAAUAAAUAAGUCAUACAGGGUGGCAUCUGUUACAGAAGAUGAUAGAAUAGACAAAAUGUCGAAGCAGCUAGAUCUGUUGACCACUCAACUGGGGAUAAUGGAGAUGAGACAGUCUGGACCAGAACUGCAGGGAGGAGUUGAAGAAGUAAACUAUGUGCACCAAGGAGGAAACAACAGAAACUUCAACAACUAUCGCUCCAACCAAGGAGGUGGUAACUAUAAUCAAUUUGGUAACAAGGUGUAUCCUAAUCUAUCAUAUGGGAAUCCCAACAAUGCUCUGCAACCACCGCCAGGAUUUACAGUAUCUAAUGGGAUGAUCGAACAACAGAAAAAGUCUACUACUGAAGAUAUCUUGGCAGCAUUCAUGAAUCAGACUGCCAAGUACAUGGAGAAAGCCGACAAGUACAUGGAGAGCACUAGUCAAAGGAUGGGGAAGGUUGAAAACGACGUGCAAAGCUUGAACGUGCAUAUGAAGAGCAUUGACACUCAGAUCAUUCAAAUUUCUCAAGCCGUAGGUGUUCAACAUCAGCCAGGCCAAUUCCCAGCACAGACCAUAAAUAAUCCCAAGGACGGCAAGGCCAUCACCAUGAGGAGCGGUAAAAGCUAUGAAGGACCUUCCAUGCCCGUAGAGGGUAAGAAGAAUACUCCAGUGGAUGAUGUCAGUGCGGAAGAGAAUUCCAAGGGGAAGAACAAGGCCAAUAGUCAAGCAGAGAAAGAGUCAGUGCCAGAAAAGAAGCCCCCUCCCCCCCACCCCGCCUAUUCCUACGACAGUGAAGGUGCCCUUCCCCUUUGA
Salvia hispanica is the source of this 1539-nucleotide messenger RNA. The record is from RefSeq and is a predicted model, not a curated record. NCBI's taxonomy places the organism in Eukaryota, Viridiplantae, Streptophyta, Magnoliopsida, Lamiales, Lamiaceae.